AUGGAUUCGGUUGAGCAGAUGCAAGAACAAAUGUCUAUUCUGGAAUUGGACGACGGUCAGGAUACUCUUCUUGAUGAGUUCGUAGUUAUCAAAGAAAACUCUUCUGUUUCCCUCGAAAGAAGAAAACUAUCAAAAGAAGAGCAUGAGAAGUUGAAAUAUAAGUUGGGAUUUUCCAAUCAACUCGUGGAAAAAAUCAAAAGUAAGUUGAAUUUAAAGAUGAUUCAAGCGCUGAGCAAACGGCGGUCCGCGCGGGACCCAACCAAUGGAAAAAUUGUGUUUUUCUGCUUAGCGCGAGAGUCAGCUUUAAAUUCGAAAUACAUCCUUAUACUAUAUAAUUUUCCUAUUUUCAGAAGAGCAGGCUAUUUACUACCAGUUGUUGUGCGAGUAUGAAAAAUCAAUUGAAGUGAACAAGUCGAUUGCUGGCGGAAACUUAAGUCCCGAGGAUGCCAAGAAAAAACUUUCUUUCGAAGAAUUGGAGAAAAUUGAAGUCAAACUUGAGAAGAAAAAUGUGGAAAUUAUUCAAUUAGUUGAAGCUUGGCAGGUGGAGUUGGCACAAUCUGUAAUCCAGCGAGAUGAUCACAAAGUUCAGCUUGAUACACAAUCUGCGAGCAAGUCUCAAAAGGAAGUUGAAGUAGUAACUCAACAACAGCUUUGA
Messenger RNA from Caenorhabditis angaria, 655 nucleotides. The record is from the annotation of a GenBank genome assembly. Lineage: Eukaryota; Metazoa; Nematoda; Chromadorea; Rhabditida; Rhabditidae.